AUGAAGUGCCCCCGGGAUUUCCAGACAGCAUUUGCCCUGGAGGAGAGCAGAGUGAAGCCCAGGGAAGAAUAUGCCCGCGGAGCCCCGGCGCCUCCACGCCAUUUCUUGGCUCAGGUACAGGAAUCAGAUUCAGCCCCCAAACCAGGCAGUAACAGUCAGGAUGGCUCCCUCAUUCCUGGGCCAUGCACAGAUCCUGGCAGCAUCUGUCAUGCCCAGCAAGAGCACAGCAAAGGUCCUGAGAAGCCCGGCAGCCCCACAGCGCCAGGGCCUCUCAGCCCCUCGGCCCUGCAACCCUGCAGCCCCGCAGCCCCUCGGCCCAGCAGCCCCGCAGCCCCACAGCGCCACAGCCCCGCAGCCCCUUGGCCCUGCACUGCAGCCUUGCAACCCCGCAGCCCCUCAACCCCGCAGCCCCUCGGCCCGGCAGCCCGCAGCCCUCAACCCCGCAGCUCCUCAACCCCAGUCCCGCAGCCCCGCAGCCCCACAGCCCCACAGCCCCGCAGCCCUGCAGUCCCUCAACCCUGCAGCCCCUCAACCCUGCAGUCCCGCAGUCCCGCAUCCCCUCAGCCCCACAGCCCCACAGCCCCACAGCCCCGCAGCCCCGCAGCCCCGCAGCCCCUCAACCCCGCAGCCCCGCAGCCCUGCAGUCCCUCAACCCCGCAGCCCCUCAACCCUGCAGUCCCGCAGCCCCACAGCGUCACAGCUUUCAGGAAGGACUACCAGUCUUAA
Molecule: messenger RNA, 726 nt
Organism: Rattus rattus (black rat)
Lineage: Eukaryota; Metazoa; Chordata; Mammalia; Rodentia; Muridae
Product: cornifin-B-like
Exons: 4
Coding region: 1-726 (241 amino acids)
Source: RefSeq, a predicted model, not a curated record